AUGAAUCAAUUUUUCCUGCUACUGACCAUACCUUUCCUCGGAGCAUAUGCCGGUGACAUACAUUUUGAAUGCCCUCGGGAAAAUGGGCAAUUCGAAGAUCCCUACCAAUGUGAUAAAUAUUACGAAUGCAGUGACAAUCAUGCCUCGGAACUACUGUGUCCUGAUGGACUUGUAUUCGACCCUAAGAUCAAAAGUGACAACAAAUGUGACCAACCCUUCAACGUUGACUGUGGUGAUCGCAAGGAACUUCAAACACCUAAACCAUCCGGUGUUUGUGUCCGACAGAACGGACACUUCCCGCAUCCAGAUUCAUCGGUUUGCAACAUAUUCUACAACUGCGUAAAUGGACAUGAACUUGAAGUAACAUGUGCCGCUGGGUUGCAUUUUAAUCCAAAAACCGCAUCGUGCGAUUGGCCAGAAACAUCCGGCCGGGUUGGCUGCAGAAGCGAGGCUAAUAAACAACUAGAUGACGGCUUCCAGUGUCCAACAGACUUCAGACAGAUUGAUGGAAACGGCCAGAUGAUUACACAUCACACCUAUCCCCAUCCGGAUGAUUGCACAAAGUUUUACAUCUGUCUUAAUGGAGUUGAACCAAGACAAGGAGCGUGCCACGCUGGUUUGGUAUACAAUGAGGAAAUACAGCGAUGCGAUGAGCCCGAGAAUGUUCCGGGAUGCGAGGAUUGGAGCAAUUCUACCACUAAGUCAUAGGAUGGAGUAGUAUCUUCGGUUUUACGAAGCGCAAAACAUAUUAAAUGCAACAACAGUGAGAAAUUUUAUGUUUAAACAUACUUUUAAAACGAUCAGUGAACU
Toxorhynchites rutilus septentrionalis is the source of this 810-nucleotide messenger RNA. Its product is annotated as protein obstructor-E-like. Lineage: Eukaryota; Metazoa; Arthropoda; Insecta; Diptera; Culicidae. Gene Ontology annotation, molecular function: chitin binding. The record is from RefSeq and is a predicted model, not a curated record. The transcript is spliced from 5 exons. Bases 1 to 708 code for a protein of 235 amino acids. Gene Ontology annotation, cellular component: extracellular region.